CUGUCAGCAACCCGGCGCGGUUUGCACUUGGCCGCCGCGGGAGCGUCUCCUGCUCGCGUGACAGACAGGGGCGGGGGUCCUGCACGUGGGAACCACUUCUCUUUCCUUUGGGCUCCGCUCGCACCGGCCACAGCCACAAGUCAGGACCCUGCACGCUCCUGGAUGUGGCCGCCCCGGGCGCGAUGGCUCCCGUGAGGCGUGGGGAGGGAGGUGGCCGGGGACUUGACGGUCCCCUCGCGCCCGGAGCGCAAUGAGCCGGGCAGAGGGCGGCAGCAGCGGUCCUAGCUGGCUCCUUCCGCGGGCUUCCGCCCCUCGGCCCCGAGCACCAUGCUGACCUCUGGCCUGCACAGCCCGCGGCGCAGCCCCCGCUGCCUCCCCGGCCCCUGCUAACCCACGCCAAGCGGGCGCCGAGCCCCGGGGAAGGCGGAACCGUGGUGCGCCCUGAGCCCCAGCCGCGAGUCCCUCCCGGAGCCCGGCCGCGCGUCCCUCUGGCCGCCCAGCGCGCGCAGCGGCGAUGGGGGCGCUGCUGGCGCUCUGUCUCCUCCUGGGCUGGCUGCGCUGGGACCCGGCGGUCGCCCAGCAGCCCGGCGAGUACUGCCACGGCUGGGUGGACGUGCAGGGCAACUACCAUGAGGGUUUCCAGUGCCCAGAGGACUUCGAUACGCUGGACGCCACCAUCUGCUGCGGUUCCUGCGCGCUCCGCUACUGCUGCGCUGCGGCCGACGCCAGGCUGGAGCAGGGAGGCUGCACGAACGACCGCGGCGAGCUGGAGCACCCCGGCAUCACUGCACAGCCUGUCUACGUUCCCUUCCUGAUCGUCGGCUCCAUCUUCAUUGCAUUCAUCAUCUUGGGCUCUUUAGUGGCUAUUUAUUGUUGUACCUGUCUGAGACCCAAGGAGCCCUCGCAGCAGCCAAUCCGCUUCUCGCUCCGCAGCUAUCAGACGGAGACCUUGCCCAUGAUCUUGACCUCCACGAACCUCAGGGCACCUUCCCGGCAGUCCAGCACAGCCACCAGCUCCAGCUCCACAGGUGGUUCCAUCCGCAGGUUCUCUUUUGCCAGGGCUGAGCCAGGCUGUCUGGUACCCUCACCACCCCCUCCUUAUACCACAAGCCACCCAAUCCACCUGACCCAGCCGUCCGGUUUCCUUGUGUCACCCCAGUAUUUUGCUUACCCUCUCCAGCAGGAGCCCCCGCUACCUGGGAAGAGCUGUCCAGACUUCACUUCCACCUGACCGCACAUGGCCAUGAAGCUACUGUGUGUAGUCAGUGGCAGACAGAUGGAGCACUGUAGCCGUUGCCACACUGAGAGCUCCCCUGUAACCACUCCUCGUCAUGGAAGAAAGUGCUAGGAAGAUACAGUGCCUUCUAGUCUUAGGGUCUUAGCUCUAGUCACAGAAGGUUUGGCUUUACAAGCAUCGUGACCAUUCCAUUUCAGUUUAUGCUAUUUUUAUGAAAAAUGCACAACAGUUUGACUUUAAAGUUGCAGUCUGGCCGAAAAUUCAGCUACACUGCCUAGAAGAGAAAUACAUGUUCCUUUUUAUGUGUUUAUCAAGUUACAUACAAAUAUAUAAGUAAAUACCUAAUUGUGAUUAUCAAAGUUUCACUUAAAAAUUAACUAUUAAGUAAACUUGAGGGGACAGGGAACCACCUAUUUAUAACUUUGGGAGUAAUCUAACCAUGAAUAAUAUUAGCACGGUGAGAACAUUUACUUUUUAAAUUAAUAACUAAAUUUUGUUUAAAAUGUGAGAGUUUUGUCAUAAUACAAGAUUUCAGUAACCAUAUGGAUUUAAAGUUUUAAAUAUGCACUUAGACAUUCAUUGUAACAGAGGUUCUAUGUGAAAUCACUUUCCCUACACACCAGAGGGAAUAUUUAUUACAGACUUUUGUUCAGCAACAUUUAGUGUUUAAAUGAAAGUUGGACAAUUGGGUCUUAAAACAUUUAUUUGUAAAAUGAGUUAUGUAUAAAUGUAAAGAACUGUAAUUUAAUGUACUUACCACAUUGACGAUACUAAAUAUUUAGUAGUCACACUGUGAUUUUUAUGUUAAUAACUCUGGAAUUUAAAGUAAAGCUAUUGGUGUAAUCAUUUAAUAUCACAUGUCUCAAAUGCCUCUGAGUUCCAUGUCUAAUGAUUACAUAUUUGGGCAUAUAACCUGCUGGGUUAGAAUAAAUAAAAUAAUUUUCAUGAAUUCUAUUUGAAAUUUUAAA
Molecule: messenger RNA, 2205 nt
Organism: Chinchilla lanigera (long-tailed chinchilla)
Lineage: Eukaryota; Metazoa; Chordata; Mammalia; Rodentia; Chinchillidae
Gene: Shisa3
Product: shisa family member 3
Exons: 2
Coding region: 515-1231 (238 amino acids)
Source: RefSeq, a predicted model, not a curated record